UCGACGGAAGAAGCUGCCUUAUUAUCUUCUGUUUAACACGGCGAUGAGCAUGGCGGUAUAUGAAAUUGGCUAUUAUGAAAAUUUGGGGCAGGGAGCGACAUGGGACAACCUGUUUUACAGACCGAAAGAUAGCUUCAGCAUUACUAUACUUGACUGUGUGAUAAUGUUGCUUGUUAGCAGCACAAUCCACAUGAUCAUCACUUGGUACCUGGACAAUGUCCGACCCGGGGAGUUUGGAGUGCCCAAACCAUACCUCUUUUGCUUUAUGAAAUCAUACUGGUUCCGAUCUGACAAUGAACAAAAAGACAGCGUUAGUUUUGAUCUACCCCAAGACAGAUUCUUCGAGAAGGAGCCGACCGAAAGAGGCGCAGGAAUACGCAUCUGUAAUCUGCGAAAGGAGUUUGGAAAACGAGUGGCUGUCGCAGGGACCUCGCUGAACUUGUAUGAAGGGCAAAUAACUGUAUUGCUGGGCCCCAAUGGAGCCGGAAAAACUACGACUAUGGCAAUGCUUACAGGGUUCAUCCCUCCAACCAGUGGAACUGCUAUUGUGAAUGGCUAUGAUAUUAGAACAAACAUGGACGAGGUUCGCCGCAGUCUGGGACUGUGUCCUCAGCACAAUAUCUUAUUUGACACGAUCACCGUCUCGGAACACUUGCAAUUCUUCUCUAAGGUGGUGAUAUUGGAUGAACCCUCAUCUGGCAUGGAUCCAGCCGCUCGCCGCCAAACCUGGAGUGUUCUACAGGAAGCUCGCCAAGGUAGAACUAUCUUACUGACCACUCACUACAUGGACGAGGCGGAUAUUCUCGGUGACCGCAUCGCCAUCAUGGCCGGCGGUGUUGUUAAAUGCUGUGGCAGCUCCAUGUUUUUGAAAAAGCUGUACGGUGCCGGAUAUCACUUAAUUGUUGAAAUCAAACCCACCUGCGCCAUCAGCACCUUGACCAAGGUCAUCCAGUCAGUCAUCCCUAAAGCCACCCUGGAGACUGUUGUCAACACGGAAGUAACAUACCUGCUCCCUGACAACGAGUCCAAGAAAUUUGCCGAUUUGUUUCGCUUGCUGGACACCGAUAUGGCGCGCCUCCACAUCAUUAGCUAUGGGACCUCAGCUACAACGAUGGAAGAAGUAUUCGUAAA
Candidula unifasciata is the source of this 1131-nucleotide messenger RNA. The record is from the annotation of a GenBank genome assembly. Lineage: Eukaryota; Metazoa; Mollusca; Gastropoda; Stylommatophora; Geomitridae.